AUGAAAUCAGGCGAAUGGAUUACUAUUGAUAAUCUUCCACUUAAUAUUAUUCAAGACAAAGGUUACCGAAAAAUGAUGAUGACUCUUGACCCUGCAUUUUCAAUUCCAUUUAAUAAAAGAAUAAAGAAUAAAAUUUAUACUGGAUAUAUAAAUGCAAUUGAAGAAUUAAAGAUAUUGCUUGAAAAUACUU
Funneliformis caledonium is the source of this 190-nucleotide messenger RNA. NCBI's taxonomy places the organism in Eukaryota, Fungi, Glomeromycota, Glomeromycetes, Glomerales, Glomeraceae. The record is from the annotation of a GenBank genome assembly.